Messenger RNA from Neogale vison (American mink), 1295 nucleotides. Its product is annotated as apolipoprotein L2-like. Gene Ontology annotation, biological process: lipid transport; lipoprotein metabolic process. Gene Ontology annotation, molecular function: lipid binding. The transcript has 3 exons. NCBI's taxonomy places the organism in Eukaryota, Metazoa, Chordata, Mammalia, Carnivora, Mustelidae. The record is from RefSeq and is a predicted model, not a curated record. Gene Ontology annotation, cellular component: extracellular region; membrane.
AUGACCUCGGUAGCCCAUGGGCUCAGCCCAGAGAGUGGAAGUUUUCUCGAGGAGGUCAUUGAAACUUUCCAGAAUGCAGUAAGCAGAGAGAUGCUGCACGUCCUGCUGACUGACCAUGAAGCUUGGAAGAGAUUCAUGGCUAAGGCCACUUUGUCCAGGGAGGAGGUAGAAGCCCUAUGUGAAGGUCUGAACAAGCUGCAAAGAGCCAUGGAUCUGGAGGCCGACGAGCAGCUGGCUAGGGAGAGGUUUCUGCAUCAGUUUCCCCAGUUGAAAGUGGAGCUUGAAGAGCGCCUAAGAAAGCUCCAAGAGCUCGCAGAUGAGGUGGACAGGAUACCCAGUGGCUGCACCAUCGCCAACGUAGUAGCCGGCUCCACUAGUGUUGUGUCUGGCCUCCUGAGCAUCCUUGGUCUGGGUCUGGCUCCUGUGACAGCAGGGGCCAGUCUGGCACUCUUGGCAACUGGAAGGGGGCUGGGAGCAGCAGCCACUGUGACCCAGGUGUCUACCAGCAUCGUGGAAGAUUCAAGCGAGUUGUCCGCAAAAACUCAAGCCAACCUGACAUCAACUGAUUUUGACAAAGGGCAGGUCGUUGAAAUGGUUCUGCAUGACCGCAUGCCCCAGAUUUGUUCCUUAACAGGUAAAUGCUUUAGAGCCCUAUAGAACAUUGCAAAGAAUGUUCAUGCCAUCAAGCUAGCCAAAGUCAAACGUCGCCUUCUAGUCAGUGCCAGGUGCCUCAUGACAGCUCAGAGAAUCUCAGUUCUAGGGGGCCGGCAGGUGCAGAAAGCUUUUGGAGGCCCUGCUCUGGCAAUGACCAAAGGAGCCCGGAUCAUAGGUGCGGCCACCGCUGGUCUCUCCCUUGCAAUGGAUGUGGUCAACCUCGUGAAAGACUCAGAGCACUUGAAAAAAGAAGCAAAGGCAGAGUCAGCUGAAGACAUGAGGCGGCGGGCCCGGGAGUUGGAGAGCAAGCUGGAGAAGCUCAGCGAGAUCUGUGAAAUUCUGAAGGAGGGCCCGACUCCGUGAUCCCCGAGCAGGGCGGGGAGCAGGGACAUGUGUGGGACAAAGACAUGGAGGUGCCUUAUUAGAGGGGGAAAAAGUGCCAAAUAAAGCUUUUGUGUUGGGGGUUGAGGAGUUUGGCAUUUCUGAAGCUGAGCCCAGUGAGGGAGGGGUUCAUGCAGGGAGCGCAGGGGGAGUCAAAGAGGGGAAGGAACAAGGUACCGGGAGUAUGGAAAUUGGGGACAGACAGGGGAUGGGACUAAAGGGGACGCAGGGGACGUAGAUCAAGAGAGUGUGGAGGAACA